This is a messenger RNA of Meyerozyma guilliermondii ATCC 6260, 822 nucleotides long. RefSeq lists its product as uncharacterized. Gene Ontology annotation, cellular component: cytoplasm; nucleus. The record is from RefSeq and is a predicted model, not a curated record. Lineage: Eukaryota; Fungi; Ascomycota; Pichiomycetes; Serinales; Debaryomycetaceae. Gene Ontology annotation, biological process: protein import into nucleus. Bases 1 to 822 code for a protein of 273 amino acids. Gene Ontology annotation, molecular function: nuclear import signal receptor activity. The transcript has a single exon.
AUGGGGCCUGAUUUCUUACCCUAUUUACCUGCGGUACUUCCUCCAUUGUUAACUGCGGCAAAGGUGGCACAAGAUUUGGCUCUUUUGGAAGAAGAAGAUGUUGAGGAGUUCAGAAACAAUGAUGAGUGGGAUGUAAUCAGUAUUUCUGGAAAGAAUAUUGCAGUUCAUAUGGCAUCCUUGGAUAGCAAGGUAGUGGCGUUAGAUUUGUUGCGAACCUAUGCUGUCCAAUUAAAGGGUUCCUUCAAUCCGUGGGUUAAGGAGAUUGUCACGGAUAUUUGCAUUCCUGCCCUCGACUUUUUUAUGCAUGAUGGUGUACGUGGUGCCGCAGCCUUAACUCUUGCGGCCAUGUUACGCUGCUCUGUUUAUGCAACUGGUUCUGAGUCUAAUGAUACCUUGCAAUUAUGGAGGUUAAUUUCUGACAAGUUGAUAGUAGUCUCCGAAAGUGAUCCGGUAUCAGAAAUAUUAGUGGCCUACUACUCUUCUCUUGUUGAGUGUAUCAACGUGUUAGGUCCCAAUUCGUUGGAAGAGUCUCAGCUUCAAGCUUUGGCAUCAUCUAUUAAUUCCAACUUGAUGCGAAUUUACGCCAGACUCAAAAGUUUCGAGAAGGAUGAAAACGAAUACACAGAAGAUGUGGAUGUUGAAGAUGAAGAAUAUUCCGACGAGGAGCUUUUAGAUGAGAGUCAUUCCUUGAUUACUGCUAUUUUCAAAAACGCAAAAUCUCACUUCCUCAAAGCUUUCCAAGAAUUGACACCCACAAUUGCUACCUUCAUCAAGGAUGAAAAUAUCAACGUUAAAAGUGUGUGGUUUGUGGAUUGUAUCUGA